Molecule: messenger RNA, 1921 nt
Organism: Pistacia vera
Lineage: Eukaryota; Viridiplantae; Streptophyta; Magnoliopsida; Sapindales; Anacardiaceae
Product: UPF0481 protein At3g47200-like
Exons: 2
Coding region: 216-1754 (512 amino acids)
Source: RefSeq, a predicted model, not a curated record
UUAUAUGGCCGUAAGCGAGUGGAAACGAUCAUCAGAGACAUCCAUUAGAGAGAGAGAGAGAGAUACCUGGAAAAACAUAUACAUGUGAAAGUUUCAAGACGAAGAAGUUCGGUGAUUAAUUUUCGAAGAAAAUUUUCAGGAGUGUGAAAUUGUCGAAGUUAAAAGUGAAUCACUGACGAAUAAGGAAAUCCUGUCAGACAAGAUUUCAGGCUAAGAUGAAUGGGUCAGAAAGUUCCUCUGAAGAUAAGCAUCAAAACGGAGACGAGGUAGCUAUUGAUAUCGACGACAACGUGGAACGUCCAGAUUGUUGUAUUUAUAAGGUUCCUAAGAAACUUAGGAACAUAAAUAAUGAUGCUUACACUCCUCACAUUGUGUCGAUCGGUCCUUAUCACCAUGGCAAAGAAAAAUGGGAUGACGGGCAAAGCAAAAAAGAAUGGAAAUGGGAUGAAGUGGAAAGCAAAAAAGAAGGGAAAUGGGAUGACAUGCAAAAGCUAAAGAAGAGAUAUCAGGGAAAGUUUUUUAAGAAGAUCCUGGAGAAAGAGCAAACCAAGAAUUUUGUCGAAGAAGAUGAACAACGUAUCCGCGCUUGUUAUAAAGAAACAUUUGAGGUUGUCAAAAAAGAGGAACAACGUAUCCGCGCUUGUUAUGAAGCAAAAUUUGAGGAUUUCGAUUCAGUGGAGUUCAAUAAGAUGAUUCUGGAUGAUGCUGUCUUCAUCAUUGAACUCUUCUCGAGGAAUUACAAAGUUGGUACAAGAGAUUUUUUCCUAAGUAAACCAUGGCUAACAAAUGCUGUAAAACUGGACUUGCAAUUACUUGAAAAUCAGCUUCCAUACUUUGUCCUGAAAAAGUUAUACAAGUUAGCCUAUGGAGGAGUAUCUCCUUCCUUCGUUACUCUUUCUUGCAAGUUUUUCGGUUAUAAGGAGCCAGCUGGAAAAGCUAAUUGGGAUGACAAAAUUAAACAUUUUGUCGACUUGAGAAGACAUACUAUGUUGGUCAACGGCAAAAUCGAUCAAAAUUUCCCAAAGUCUCUACGCGGAAAAAUUGAAGAUUUACCAAGUGCAGUGAAGCUAAAUGAGUCAGGGGUGAAGUUUAAGUCGGUCGAAAACAAAGAUGCAGUGAAGACGGAUGAGUCAGGGGUGAAGUCUAAGGCCGUCGAAAACAAAGAUGCAGUGAAGACGGAUGAGUCGGGGAAGAAGUCUGAGUCAGACAAAGAAAACCAAGAAGAAAUAAUUUUACUUAAGAUAGAAUUUGGAAAGAGAGAAAGAAAAGACUCAUGUAUUCCGAGGCUUAGAGGAGAUGUGCUAAAGAUUCCACGCCUUAAAAUUGAAGAUGGUACGGAAUGUUUAUUUCGAAACUUGAUGGCCUUGGAGCAGUGCCAUUAUCCAUUUGAAACUCAUAUUUGCAACUAUAUUGAUCUAAUGGAUGCUCUGAUCAACACGAGAAAAGAUGUGGAUUUGCUUGUUGACCAUAGAAUCAUCUCUAAUUGUGUGGGCGACCAUGAUUCAAUUAAAGAGAUGUUUAACAGACUUUGCCUUGAGAUUACGCAAAGUACUUCCUGUUACAAACAAAUUUGCGACGGGCUGAAAAAACACCACGACAGAUGGUGGAAUCGCACCAAGGCAACGUUGAUAAGUGUGUACUUUGAAAAUCUUUGGAGAGGCACUGGAACUGUUGCUGCCACCAUACUGUUGCUGCUCACUCUGUUACAAACCAUCCAAAGAUUCUAUCCGGAACUGUUUAUGCGUAAAAAAUAAUUAAAGUUUUUUGUGAAUCUAGUACUUGUAUAAUUAGAAUGUCUACUUCCUACUACUAAGCUUGUAAUAACUUCGGAUCUGUAGCUUUCAUAUAUAAUAAUGUAUUCUCUUUGACGCCAUAUGUAUUGUUCACCCAUUUGCAAUAAUAUAUUGUGCUUUCAUAUAUA